CCACAAUCAGCGCCUCUGUAGCAAUAAAAGUGAAUUGCCCGAGGAAAAGUGCUGGAAAACUUGUGAGAGAUUUUACAAAUAUUGUGGUUUUUUGCUGGAAAAUCCCCAAAUUUCCCGUGUGAAUCUUGUGCAAUGGGAUGCAUUGAAGUGUGUGGGAUGUAGUAAAAGUGUAUUGUGGGAAUUUUGCUAAGUGCUUUCGACACCAUUUUGGCGAAAUGCUUGUGUUUGACAAUUCGGCGGAGUUUCCAAAGCAGUAAACUACGGAAAAUUUGUUUAAUUCUGCCCGUGACAAUUUUCAAUGCAGUGAAAUAUCAGUAUAAUGUAGCUCAAUAGCUGGUGGUAGUGCGGUAUUUGAGAUAGAGUUUACGCAAAACAACUAAGAAGCUUGUGCAAGUUGAGGGCAGUGGACGACGUGCAAACAAUGGCGUCCACACAAACAGAAUCAGCCACCGAUAUUCCCAAUUCCAGUCCCACAGCCUCAGCAUCAACAGACCCGGAUGCUGCGGGCAGUGUGGUGGCUGAGGCUGUGGAGAAUGUGGAGGAAGAACCAAAAAGUGAAGUGUUGGGGAAGGAAGAUGGUGGGGGGUGUCACAGUGUCCGGGAGGAUGUCAAGGAGGCAAAUGGGGAUGAGCAGCAGGGAGACGUUGUGGUGGCUGCCAGUGACACUCAAUUCCAGAAGCAAAUUCUUGAGGCAAAAGAAGAUGGGGCUCUAGACAAACCAGAAGAUUCAACCAUGGAGGCUCACCAGAAGAAGAAGAAGUGCAAAAAGCGAGAGAAAGAGAAGGAAAGGAAGCACGAAAAGCAGGAGGACAAAAAUCGCCGUCAAUCCUCAGAGGACUCACGCACGAGUCACGAGAGUGAAAAGUACAGUGAUAACAGUUCCUCAUCGUCAAUUAGCAGCAGCACCAGGGAUGAAUCCAAGAGAUCCAUCAAGAAAUCAAGUGAAAGUGCCUCGGGGAAUGAGAGAGGGGAAAAGGAAGGGAAGGAGGAGGAGGAGGAGGAGGAGGAGGAAAAGGGGGUUAGGGUGAAGAUGAAGGAAGAAGAAGUGUUCGCUGGGGGAUUUAGUGGUUUGAGUGAGAAGAAGAUGUCGGAGGAGAAGAGGCAGGAUGUCUUCAUUAAGAAGGAUUACUUGCCGAAUCCGGUGAAUUUGAUGAAGCCCGAGAAGACACGUGAAGAUGUCGCUAGGGUACUUGUGUUUGACACAGAAGACAAAGUGGUGCAGGUGAAGGAGGAGAAGAUGGCAAUCGAGGAGCAGCAGCAGCAGGAGACUAAAUUGGAGUCUCCGGUGAGAAAUGGUGAUACUGCAGUUAAUGGUGUUGAAAAGGAGGCUGAAAAUGUUGCUAAGUCCAGUCAGACUUCAAGCAGGAGUGAUUCCACCAGGAAUCACAGCAGCAGCAGCAGCAGCAGCAGUCAUCGGCAUCAUCACAAAUCCUCCUCAUCCUCAUCAUCAUCCCACAAGAGCAGUCGAAGUGACUGUUCCAAGUGCUACAGACGCUCCAAAGUCAAGAAGGUGAAUGUUGGGAUUCAGUGCAGGGCUCACAAGGCAACUGAAUCCACAGCAACGGCAACAACAACAGCACCGGAAACACCAAAUGCUGCAUCAUCCCAGAAAAUUUCCACAGCAAAUCGCGAUGCCAAUUGCAAUCGCAAUGAAUAUGCUCAUCUCAAAUACGGCAAAUACUUUCGUCGGGAGACACAUCCCAAUGGCGGUGCUUCGGUGGUGCAUAUGUAUCAGGAUGAAAUUGAUGCACUGUCACCGUCGCGGAUGACAGAAUUGGUGGAUGAAUUUUUUUCGGUGGUUUUCAGUGAAGAUGAAAAUGGCUUUGCGCACAAUGUCAUGGGAAUUGUGCACGAUGCAGCGGCCUAUUUGCCGGAUUUACUGGAGCAUAUGGCUGAAAAUUAUGCUUCAUUGACGGUUAAAGCGGGAGUUCUGGGAAGGAAUUCGGACAUUGAGACUUCGACGAUGCUGCAGUAUCAUGAGCAAGUGGCCAAGAAUUAUUCACAGGGAACUUUUCGGUAUGGACCGCUGCAUCAGAUUAGUUUGGUCGGGAAGGUUCAUGAAGAAGUUGGGGGCUAUUUUCCGGAUUUGCUGAGUAGACUCGAGAAGAAUCCUUUCCUGAAGAAGGCAAUGCCUUGGGGUGAAUUGUCAAUUGUUAGAAUGGAUCCUCGUCUCUCCAAUGACGGUCCAAUCUUGUGGAUACGUCCGGGAGAGCAAUUAAUUCCCACGGCUGAGAUCAACAAGACCCCACUCAAGAGACAAAGGACUCGAAUAAAUGAGUUGCGCAAUCUGCAGUACCUUCCGAGGCUGUCGGAGGCACGUGAGGUGAUGUUUGAGGAUCGCACAAAGGCUCAUGCAGAUCAUGUUGGUCAUGGGCACGAUCGCAUGACCACAGCGGCUGUUGGGGUACUGAAGGCUAUCCACUGUGGGAAUCCGGAGAAGCAAAAUCGCAUCACGAAGGAUGUGGUGGCUUUUGCUGCUCAGGACUUUCCGCAUUUGGUGGAGAAACUUCAGUUGGACCUCCAUGAGCCACCAAUUUCACAAUGUGUCCAAUGGGUGGAGGAUGCAAAGCUCAAUCAGCUGCGUCGCGAUGGCAUUCGCUAUGCCAGGAUACAGCUCUAUGACAAUGACAUCUACUUCCUGCCCAGGAACAUCAUCCAUCAAUUUAGAACUGUGACGGCCGUUACGAGUAUUGCUUGGCACUUGAGAUUGCAAAAGUACUAUCCAGAUGCUGAUGUGAUGAAUGAGCAGAACAAUGGGGAAUUGGUGGAACAGCCACCGCAGUACAAAGAACGUCAGACAAUUCUGCCCCAUCCGAUUCCGUUGGAUGUGGAAAUGAGAAAGUACACGACCCCGGUCAAGCGUACGCACGAUGGGAAGCCCAAGAAGAGUGAGAAGAAGGAUCUCGAGAGGCGCAAGAGUGAGAGUGAUGGGGGAGGGGGAGGGGCAGGAGGAGGAUCUGCCAGCAAGAAGAAGACGGAAGAGGCAAAGAUUGACAUGAGAAAGUUGGUGAUUGAGGGUGAAAGUGGGGAGAAGCAUAAGCACAAGGGAAGUAGCACGAGUCAUAAGCAUCAUCACAAGGAUAAACAUAGGAGUAGUGAGCAUAGGCAUCAUGGCUCGUCGGAAAAAUCGUCCAGUUCGAAGCACAAGUCCAGCCAUUCGAAGUCGUCUGACAGGUCCAGUCGACCGGAUGGAGGAGGAAUGGGAAGUGGUUCGGGUAGCAGGAGGACGUCCAAUGAGUCCAGAGAGAGCAAGAGUUCAGUGACUUCGGGAGGAGGAGGAGCAGGAGAUGUGGAAAUGUCAGUUGCAACUGAAUCGCAAACAAUUCCACAGCCACCGGUUCAGCCACAACCUCCGCUUCCAAAUGAACUUAGGGAUCAACCACCACCACCUCCUUUGCCUCCACUUCCUCCUCCGCCGCCGCCGCCGCAGGAAGAUCCACCUCCAGUUGCUCCCGAAGAGCCACUCCCUGUUCCCGUUCCAGUCUCUCCCAAACCACCAACAACUCCGGCAAAAGCAAAGAAACCCCUCACACCUGCCACUCCAGAUCUCCUGACGUCCAUCAUGGCCAGCAUGGACUCGACUCCCGGAGGCAGGAGUGGCACUAGCUUCUGAUGCAAUCAACUGUCCUAAAGAUAAUAGAAAUGUUGAAAAGAGAGUACACACACAAAAAAAUAAUUGAUAAUGUUGCUAAUAAAAAAAAAAGAAAUACCUUACAAAGAGAAAUUGAGAAUAAAAAAACUUGUAAGAAAAUCUUAAUUUAAUACAAUUAUCAGUAUAAGAUUUUGAGUUAUUGAUAAAAAUGAAUUUCAGUAGAAAUACAAUACUUUAAUAAUUUUAUUUCAGAAAC
Messenger RNA from Phlebotomus papatasi, 3848 nucleotides. Its product is annotated as lysine-specific demethylase RSBN1L. The record is from RefSeq and is a predicted model, not a curated record. Lineage: Eukaryota; Metazoa; Arthropoda; Insecta; Diptera; Psychodidae. The transcript is spliced from 6 exons. Gene Ontology annotation, cellular component: nucleus. Bases 422 to 3613 code for a protein of 1063 amino acids.